CGUAUAGACAGUUAAUCUCAUGCAAUAAAUCACACCUGAGUUUAUUAAGUCAUGCUUAUUAACAUAAGAGGAUUACAAGAAUGCUCGCCCAAUUAAAUUAGCUGUAUAAGACAAUUAGGAACAUGUAUUUGAAACAAUUUGCAACACAAUCAAAGAAGUUCUAACCUGGGAUACAAAUCGAAAUCUAUAUCCUCCAUUAACCAAGUUAUUAGCUUUGAGAGUAUAAAUUAUGAUUCUAUUCUUAUAGUUGAGUAAGGAGCUAAUUGAGAUUUCUAAUAUGAGAUUUAUAAAUCAAUAUGAAGCUAUAGCCUUAAACUCUUUAAAAUAUUAUGCAGAGUUCGGGGAUCCUGCGAAUGACCAAAAUAGGGGAAGCAAUUUAUUUGGAGAUAAAAUGGGUACUCAAAAAUAGUUAUUCUAGAAAAAGAAACCAGAUAAUAUGGAACUUCCUUGGUUAGGCUAGCUAUGGAAUGUAUAAAGGCAUGGGCUCUGUUUUUUCCUUAAUAUCCUUAAGGAGGUCCAACUAAAUUUAUUCAAUUAUAUCUGGAUUUAGAAAAUAAAGGGUAUACAAUUAAUACCUGGUCUUACUUCAAACAAGAAUUUGUUAACUAGCAUACAAGUCCUGAAUAUCCUCACACAGUAGAUCUUCUAAAAUCAGAUGCUAGAAUUAAUUAACAGUUUCUUAACUCUGGCGCUAUUUAACCAAUGAAAUAAGCAUCUUCUAAUCAGCCCUAAACUUAAUAACAUGGAAAUAAUCAAAGUUAAACUCCAGGCUAAGCUACUCCAGGUAAUCCAAAAGAUGGCGCAAUUCAGAAAGCAAACACUGUUAUUGAAAGGUGUAAAUAAUUGAUAGAUGAAGUUGAAAUUAUAUGUUCUAAAAAUUUAAAUUACGUUCCCUAAAGUUUUCAAUUAUUAAGGGAUGAAGCAUUUGCUAAAACCUAGGUAAUGGAUAUAUUGGUUAAUGAACUAAUAGACUAUGAUGAAGAGGACUUGGCAGGGGAAGUCAUGUUGGAGAUGGAUAAUUUAUAAACCUUGGAAAAGGAAUUUGGUUUGCUUAAUGAUAGAACUUAUUAAGAGUUUAGAAAUAAAUACAUGAAGAAUAAACCUGAUUAUGAGAAGGAAAAAUAUAUUAAAGAUUAAAUCGAGAUAGUAUAACAAUAAAUAAAAGAUGAGAAGGAGAUAUAAAGAUUAGCAAAUUUGGCAAAUUAAUAAUAAUUAUAUUAAUAAUAAUAAUAAUAAUAAUAAUAAUAAUAAUAAUAAUAAUAAUAAUAAUAAUAAUAAUAAUAAUAAUAAUAAUAAUAAUAAUAAUAAUAAGCGGAAUAAAAGAGAUAAUAAGAGAUAGAGAAUGAAAAACAAAGAUUGGAAGUAGAGAGAUUAAAAAAAUUAAUGGAAGAGUAAGAUCGUAUAGAAUAAGAAAGAAAACGAAAAGAAGAGUAAGAUCGCAUAGAAUAAGAAAGAAAACGAAAAGAAGAGCAAGAUCGUAUAGAAUAUGAAAGAAGACGAAAAGAAGAGCAAGAUCGUAUAAAAAAGAAUGAGGAACAAAAUUAGGAAAAGUAAAGAAUUUAAGAUGAAGAGAAUAAGAAACGAGAGCUAGAGCUAAAAAAAAAAUAGGAAGAAGAGCAGGCGGAGAAAAAAAGAAAUUAAGAAUUAGAGGAUUAAAAGAGAUAGAAAUAAAUCUAGGAGUAGGAAGAGCAGUAAAAAAAGUAGAAAUAAUAAGAGGAAGAAUUCAAAAAGUAGAGAGAAUAUGAAGAAGAAUAAAAGAAAAUUCAUUAUGAAGAGAUGUAGCAAAAACAAUAAUAAUAACAAAUAGUAUUGGAUAACGGUGACAGCGAAAAAGUUCAAGAAUUAGUUGGAGCUUCCAAAUUUUAGACAAACUCUUAAGUAGGUUAGGUAUUUAACACUAAAUCAUUUUUAUAUCCAAAUGAUCAAUCUAAAAUUCAAAUGAAAACCUCAAAACCAAUCAGUCAUUCUAGUUUGGGAUUGAAUCCUCAGCCAUAACACCAAAAAAUAAAAGGGGAUUUAAGUGGAGCUCCUGAUUUGAUAUAAGAGAAUCACCAAUAAAUGAACUAGUUUGAUAAGAAAUAAUUGGAAAUCUUACAGCAACAAGUGGAAAAUUUACAAAGAGAUAAGGGAUAAUUACAAAAACAAUUAGAAGAUGAAGAAAACAGAAAUAAAAAGUUGAAGGAAGAUGUAUAUUCAUUAAAUGGAGGUGGUAAUAGGAUAUAAGAAGAUUUAAAAAGUCUGCAAACAAAAUUUGAUUAACUUUAAUAAGAAAAGAUAUUAAAUUAGAAUCAACUCCAAUUAAUUCAACAACAAUUUAAUGAAUAUAAACUGAAUUCUGAAAGGUUGAAAUAAUAGCAAAAAGAUUAAAAUGAUUUAGAGCUAAAUAAUUAUAAAAUAGAAAGACAGCAGUUAUUUUCAGAAAAAUAAGCACUUUUGAGAUAGAUUGAAUAAAUCAAGGCUUAAUCAACCAAUCAUAGUGAAAUUUAAGAUAAAUAAUUUCAAUAUGAGUAACUGAUAGCCUAACACAAAAGAGAAAUAGAGACCUUAAAAUUAGAUAAAGAAAUUCUGUAAAAAAGUCUGUAAAAAGAAAUUGAUUUAAGCAAAAUCAAACUUAAUGAUUAAUAAACCUUUUCAGAGACUCUGACUAAUUAAUUAAAUCUUUAUAAGACCUAAUUGGAAAAAAGCUAAAAGGAUUAUUUAAUCCUAUAGGAAAGUUAAAAAAAGUCUAAUGAUGAACUUUUGUAAUAAGUAUUUGAGGCUAGAAAGGAAAAUUUAAAUACCAAACAAUAGUUAAACUCAAAUUAAUUAUAACUUAGUGAUAAAGAAGCAGAAUACAAAUAAUUAUAAUAAAGUUAUUAAGCUGCUUAAAAAGAAAAUUAACAACUUAAGAGAAAUCUAGAAGCUGCUUAAUAAUAAAUUGAUCAAUUUAUACAGAAGAACAUGGACAAUAGAAGUUCAACUCUUUUACAAUAGAAAUUGCAAUAGAAAUUAGAUGAGAUUGAUAAGUUAAAGGAAGAUCAUAAAAUUGCUUUGAAAGAAAAAGAUGAAUAUUAUAAAUAAAGAAUAGAUGAUCUCACAUAGGAUAGGUAGAAAUUAUAAAAAGAUGUCUUUGAAUUACAAUAAUAGGCAUAAUAGAAUCAGUUGGCAACUAUUGAGGCAAUCUAAAAAUAGGCUUAGUUAUAAUUAAAGAUUCCUUCAAAGAAUCACACUAAAUCUUAAGUUUCUGAACUAGAGUCGAUUUAACAAUAAUAAAAUAAUUAACAAAUAGAGAUUUCUGAAGUUAAGGCAAAUGCAAAUCAUUCUAUAAAGGAAGUGAAUGCAGGCCUUGAAAAUAAUCCGAUUGUGUAAAUUCAGUGUCCCAUUGCUGUGUUCAAGCAUUUUCCAAAAAAUAGAAAAUUCUAUCCCGAAUAAGUACCUUAAAAGCAAAAAAAUCUUAACCCUGAAAGUUUAGACCUAAUAUUCCCUUAUAGCAGUCCUGAAGAUUACUUUAAUAACAAACCACAGAAAUCAAGAAAAGGUAAGGUGAUUCAAUAGAAUUAAAAUUUUGAUGACAUUUCUCAUUUGAACAGAGAUAAUGUGACCUUUUUCAAAUAGCGAUGCUUAGGAUCUUAAGGCAUUUUGUAUGAAGAUUAUGGGAUACAGUUUGGAUUAUUGUAUUAAACUUAAGUUGCUCAGAAUAAAACCUAUUUUACCUAUGGUUUGUAUGUAUCAAAUAGCUAGGGAGUGAAACAAGAUUUUACAGUGUAAUUUUUGGAAGUUGAAAGUAAAAAUUAUAAUGAUAACUUAUUAUAGAAUUCUAGCAAUUUUGGGCUUCCCCCUUAGAAUUUUCAAAAACUUUAGAUGAAGAUUCUAACGAAUUAAUAGAGAUAUUGAUUGGAUCGAAUAAGAUUCCUUAUUAAAUUUUGACAUUGCAAAUUUCCCACUUUGAGACCCAUCCAUUCUAAAUUUACAUUCCAAAUCACAUUUGCUAAUAGAUAAUUUAUAGAGAAAUCAAGGUGAGUGAAUUUAAGAAUAAAUGGAAAUAAUAGAUAUCUAAUUAAAUUAGAACACCAUUGCUUAAUUUAAAUAAAGGAGUGAUAAAAGAUAUUAGUUUCUUCCAAAAGUAAGUGCCGAAAACAAUAAUUUUAAACAGCAACAAAAUUAAUGAUUUUGAGAUGGGAAUAGAUGAAAUAAAAUUAGGAGGUCUAGGAUAUGUUUUAGACAUUUCAUUUUUAAUAAAAGUAUAAAAGUAUUUUAAUAUAUUUUAGUUUGAAAUUUUACCAAACGAUAAAAUCUGCAUUUAUCUAACUUUUGAAUCCAAAUUCACCACAAAAAGACAGAUUCUUGAACAAAUAUUAAAUGGAUAUGCAUUCAUAUUAGGUGAUGGCAAAAGCUAAUGAUUAAUUAUAUUCACAUAUAAAUAUGAUAAAUAAUUUGGAGG
Messenger RNA from Paramecium octaurelia, 4420 nucleotides. The record is from the annotation of a GenBank genome assembly. Lineage: Eukaryota; Ciliophora; Oligohymenophorea; Peniculida; Parameciidae.